AUGGCGGCAGGAUAUGAAACAACAUCAACUGCUUUAGCCUAUGCAACAUAUGAACUUGCUAGACAUCCAGAAGUUCUUCAGAAACUUCAGGCUGAAAUCGAUCAACUUCCACUGGACAAUGAUGAUAGAUCCGACGAGAAAAUAAAAGAAUGUCCUGAUUAUGACGUAGUUGCGCAGAUGCCUUAUAUGGAUAUGUUUGUUUCCGAAGUCUUAAGAAUGUAUCCCAUUGGAAACAUGGCCAUUCAACGAUGUGCCUCUGAAGAUACGAUCGUACAAGGAAUUAAGGUUGAAAAAGGCACCUUAGUGCAUGCUGAUAUCUAUUCUAUUCAUUAUGAUCGUGAACUUUGGGGUCCUGAAGAUCCGUACGUUUUCUUUCCCGAACGUCAUGAAACAAAACGUCAUCCGAUGGCUUAUCUACCAUUUGGAGCUGGGCCACGGCAGUGUAUUGGCAUGCGCUUUGCAUUAAUUGAGAUGAAGAUACUACUAGUGAGACUGCUUCAACAGUAUUCGAUUUUGCCUGGUGAACAUCUUGAAAGCAAAUUCAACAUCCGUGAACGGGCAGUCAUUGCACCAGAAGAAGUUUGGGUCAAACUAGUGAAAAGAAGUGAUUGA
Rotaria sp. Silwood2 is the source of this 612-nucleotide messenger RNA. The record is from the annotation of a GenBank genome assembly. Lineage: Eukaryota; Metazoa; Rotifera; Eurotatoria; Philodinida; Philodinidae.